This is a messenger RNA of Notodromas monacha, 1671 nucleotides long. Lineage: Eukaryota; Metazoa; Arthropoda; Ostracoda; Podocopida; Cyprididae. The record is from the annotation of a GenBank genome assembly.
AUGCUAACCGUUACUUGGUCUUCUUUUCCUCCAGGUGAAUUUCCUUAUCAGGUCGCUUUGAAAAUCAACAACGGACCACGACAGCAUUUAUUCUGUGGUGGCACGCUUAUUUCUAGAACUUGGGUGAUCACUGCGGCUCAUUGCCUUGAGUGGAUGGAUGGGAAAUACGAAAAUGUCCGGGUUAUACUGGGAGAACACGAUUUGAUGAAUGAGAAAGAGCUCACGGAGCAGGAUUUUGGUAUCAAAGCCGUCGUACUGCACGAGGAAUAUGACAAAUGGAAGCUUUGGUACGAUAUUGCGCUAAUUUUGCUUGACGGGGUGGCUGAGUUUAGCGAAAACGUUCGACCCAUCAAUCUUCCGAAGCGUCUCGAGACAGAGUCUAUUGGUAACGCGACGAUUUCGGGCUGGGGAGCCACGCGGGAAGGUGGAGCUGCAUCUGAAGUUCUCAUGAAAGCGUAUGUGCCGAUCGUUCCGGAUGAUCGUUGUCGAUCGGAUUACGAGGACGUGGAGGGGGCCGAGAUCAUUGCAUCGCACAUUUGUGCCGGGCACGAACGCGGAGGGAUCGACUCGUGUCAGGGUGACUCUGGGGGACCCAUGGUGUGCACGGAACGAGUGCUGCAAUCUGGACGCCGCUUUUUCCGCGUGCUGACGAAUGGCGAUGAGACUGAGGAAAAUGAUCGUCCAAAUCAGUUGUCGAAGAACCGAUGGAAUCUUACUUUUGGUUCCAAGGAAGUGCCGGUGGUUGGCAAAAAGGAAGAAGGUGAAGUGGAACCCGUGGAAACUGGGCCAUACUUGUGUGGGGUUGUUUCUUUCGGUGCCGGUUGUGGCCGACCUGGACACCCUGGAGUUUACACGCAGGUCUCGUACUUCCUGCCAUGGCUCAAAAAGAGUAUCGCUUCAUUCACCGAUCAUCAAGACGGGCAUGAAGAGAGUAACAUGGCAACACUGCCGACGAAAGAUUUUUAUCCUUUCAUGGGCAUGGUGAGCUAUAUUCCGAUCGACUUGCUUUCGCGGAAAGACCCUGUGUCGUGUGUGGGAACGCUUUUGGCGGAGAAUCUUGUGCUAACCUCGGCCGAUUGCAUCACUCCGUUCAUUGAGGACAACGAAGGAAAUUCAUUCUGGGUUGGCUUCGGGAAGCACGUCGUCCCGGGAAGCAAACAUUUCCAACGGAUCCCAGUUUCGGAUUGGUUUGGCUUCCGUCCUGAUCGUUUUCUGCGCGACAUUGCUGAUGGAGGAUCUGGGGAUGAUUCGAGCUCCUCCAAGGCCUCACAAUCGAAUUCUGCGAACAAAGCCCUUGUUUUGGAACUAGCAUGGGGUUUAGUUUAUGACAACGACGCGUACCCGGUGAAUCUGCCGAUGAUGAAUAAUUUCACCGGAAUGAGAGCACAAUUGGUGUCGUUGACGCACAAGAAAGACAAGUACUUCUUCCGGCUGAAAAUGAAACCUAGAGUCGGCGAGUUUGAGCUUACGGAUCUCAGUGCUUGUGGAGAAGAUAGUCUUCGCGUUUACAAUCUUGAUCCGCAAGAUGCUCUUUGCGGAAGAAUGAUUUCCGGAACACGGAAAUGCCUUGAUUUCGCUGCGGGAAGUGCAUUGAUCUGCCACACGAACAUCGAUCGGGAAAACGGAACUAGUGAUUCAUUCAUUUGUGGUAUGUUGGCGAGGCCGAUCGAU